CAGCCUUCAGAUUGAGCUCAAGGCGUCCGCUGCCGCUGAAGUCAAACACAACCUAACGCAAGCACACACAAGCGAGGACACACAAGCGAGAGACACACAAGCACGCCACAAGGAAAGAAAAUCGAACACAUCCUGAGUGAGAUCGAGCUGCAGCUAUCAAGAUGGCCAUGAAGAACCUGUUGAAAGAAGACAAUAUCAAGAAAGCCCUUGAUCAGUUCAAAGCUGCUGACAGCUUCGACCAUAAGAAGUUUUUCGAUGUGGUGGGGCUGAAAGCUUUGUCUGCCGAGAACGUGAAGUUGGUCUUUCAAGCUCUGGACGUGGACGCCAGCGGCUUCAUCGAGGAGGAGGAGCUUAAGUUUGUGCUGAAGGGCUUUUCUGCAGAUGGCAGAGAUCUCACCGAUAAGGAGACCAAAGCAUUCCUCACUGCUGCCGACAAGGAUGGAGAUGGGAAGAUUGGCAUAGAUGAGUUUGCAGCUUUGGUGCACGAGUAAAACAUUGAUAUCUGGCAACCCUUCAAACCACUACUCUCCUGUGAAUAACUACAGCCAAUCGUAGUGUACGUCUCUACACAUCACGCCACGAGCCAGGAGCAAAAUCCACUUCCCUUAACCACAUUUAUUUAUUUAACGUUUCUUUUUUUAUAUGCAAACCGUUUUACCAAAAUAACCACAACAGAUCUGUAGAUCCCUGUCCUGCUUUGACCUCUUCUUUUUGUUCAUGUGUUUAAGUUUUCUUCUCCGCAUCUCGCUCUGUUUGUUACUCUUUCCCUGUUACGCUCCUCCCUUGUGAUAGAGCCACCGAACACGGUGAAUUCAAGAAAAGAAGGACGAGACGAAAUGAGAGAAAAAUAUUCAAGAGAGAUAUGAAAUAAAGCCAUGCGUUGAGAAAAAUA
This is a messenger RNA of Misgurnus anguillicaudatus (oriental weatherfish), 892 nucleotides long. The record is from RefSeq and is a predicted model, not a curated record. Lineage: Eukaryota; Metazoa; Chordata; Actinopteri; Cypriniformes; Cobitidae.